UGACUGGACUAAUCAUCAAGAACUGAUUUCCUACAAGACUGGUCAGCCCGAGUCGAAAGCAGAGAAUUGGAUGAAAAUUUAUUAGGAAGUGUGUAGAUGGAGGGCAGAAGGUUAUCUCUGACAAUAUUGAUAGUAGCCUACAGCAGCCUCAGCUACCAAUAGUCUAAAUAGUGAUGGAGCAUUAUUCCAAUAACUUGUAUCCACUUGCUGAUAACACCGCAGAUGACGUUAAUUAAUGUCAGUCGACUGACAGCCAUCUAGGAGAAAGUAUCCAGCAGAUAAUCAUGUCUUGUUUACGGCAAAUAUUCAAACUUUGCAUCUUAUCGGCUUUGAUCUCAGUCUCAUUCAGUGAGGAACAGGCUUGUCCUACGUUCACUAAAUCAGAGGAUGUCACCAAGCUAACCGGAACCUGGUACGUCGUCCGAGGAAUUGAACAUAAAGCAGUGAAGCAGAGUGUGACAAACAAAGCCGCAAAAUCAUGUCCACAAUUGAAGAUCGAAAUCGAGGCGUCCUCUGAAGUGAAGAUUUCUUGGCUCAAGAAAAAUACUACAACAGAGCAAAUCAACUAUUUCCGCAUCAAAGGAGACAAAUCCAACAUAUUGAUUAAGCAAAGUAAAGAAGGAAAUAAACAAAGCAUCGAGCGUAUUCAAGUUUUGAAGUUGGACGAUAACUACAUAACGAUUACGAUGUGUGACCUCGGGAGCCGAGUUGCCAGCGCUGUUUUGAGCCGAAAUCCAGUGUUUGAUGACUCACAUGUGUCAAGAGCUACAAAUUUACUAACAGCUCAAGGACUGAGUGUUCCAAAUGUCUAUAAUAGGUGUACUGGUUCAUGAAAAGUUUGAACAAUAUAAUUAUUUUCUAUAGUACGAAUAAUAUCUUCUUCCAUAGAGCUCCGAAUCUAUUAACAGCUGAAGGGAUGAGUGUUCCAAAUGUCUAUAAUAGGUGUACUGGUUUAUGAAAAGUUUGAAAAAUAUUAAUUUGUUGAAUAUUAAAUAAUUUUCUAUAGUUAAAAUUAGUUAUUUGUAUAUCUAGAGUGAAAAGUUCUUCCUGUGGGAAAAAGUUUGAAGCCCGAGGCAAAGCCAAGGGCAACAAUUUUCCUGAGGGAGAAAAAGUAUUUUCCGCUCGUGAUGCACACAAAAUUUUUCCUCCAUCUACAUUUUUUUAUAGAAACUGCAAAUAAAAUCAUUCUAAUAACUUACGUAUUGGUGACAAUGUUUCCUAACAACAUAACCUAAAAUCUAAAACCUAAAAACCGGUCGUCUGAUUGGCACUGCCGAUUGCGCUAUCUAUCGGCAAAAGUUGUAACAAUUAUAUCAGCUGGGCAGCUACCAAAAAUGGCUGACUCCAGAUCUCGUGGUUCAGAUUUGAAUUGCAGAUCAAAAAUAUUUGUUAGCUGGUAUUUUGAAUAGAAUAAAUAUUUUUAAAAUUGUAUAAAUUUUUAUUGUCUACUAAUAUUAAGAAUAUAAUAUCAUACAAACAUAUAUUUCAUGAGUUGAUCAAAUUUCUGGUUGUGGUAUUGAAUUCAGUUGACUCAAUGACAGACACUUCUAUUAUGCUUUCUCAUCUGAGCUUAGACUUUCUAACUUAUUACCAUCUUAGACCAGUUAUAGAAUAGACACGCUGGGAAGUCUAGCCUCUGAAGACAACAUCUACUGCCAAAUCCACCCAUCUUGACGUCACAACCAAGCUAACAACAAUGCAUUGUUCAACAACAAUGUAAGUUACACACCACAAACACUUACACAACAAACUCAAAAAAGUUUUCUAUAAUUUCUUUACGAUGCGUGACGUCACUGUUGUGACGUCAAGAUGGGUGGAUUUUGCUUCAUCGACUUUCAGUAUGAAUAUACAAUGAGCCGUGUCUAUUCUAUAACUGGUCUAAGAUUACCAUGUAAGUUUUUUAAAUAGAGAUGCUUCCCAUGUUAUUUAAAUGGAGCCACUUUUCCUCCCUAGGGAGUUUUUCUGUUUUUUACUACCGAAAGCGAAAAAGUGACACUUUAGUAUUAUGUUUCAGGGAGUAAAGCUAGUACUUUUUAGACAGUAGGUGGAGGAAAAAUAUAUUUUUCCAGAGAAAUGUUGAUACUAUGUUUAUUUUACCGUUGAUAAUACAUUUUUCAUGACUAGUAGGAAACCCGUGAUCCACAAGGAUCUAUUUUAAAACUUGACGUAAUGAAGUCUUGAAGAAUUGAAAAUCGGCCUAUAACCAUUCCCGGUUGAUUAAGAAUCUAUAUGCAAAAUUUCAAGUUAAUCAGUUGAGUAUUUCAGACGUGAUGAUGCGUCAAACAUAAUUAUUCUAUCUUGUACUUGUAUGAGCCAGUUCUUUCCUUUAUCAUAUUAUAAAUAAAACAUAAGAUUUGUAAUCAAGAAAACCUACUGUACGUAAAAAAUAUGACUAUAUUGGAUAAGUAGCCUACAUACAUUUCUCAAUUACAGAAAGCAUUUAAAUGCUGGAUUGAUUCAGCGAAAAAUUAUUUUGUUUCUACAAAAUAUAAAAAUCAUUGUGCCUCAUUUUAUACAUCUUCAUUAAACGGAUUUUGAUUGUGA
Molecule: messenger RNA, 2544 nt
Organism: Nilaparvata lugens (brown planthopper)
Lineage: Eukaryota; Metazoa; Arthropoda; Insecta; Hemiptera; Delphacidae
Exons: 4
Coding region: 285-833 (182 amino acids)
Source: RefSeq, a predicted model, not a curated record